This is a messenger RNA of Vicia faba (fava bean), 2691 nucleotides long. Lineage: Eukaryota; Viridiplantae; Streptophyta; Magnoliopsida; Fabales; Fabaceae. The record is from the annotation of a GenBank genome assembly.
AUGAAAAAAAUUAAAGAGGGUAAAAAGCAUUUGCACGGGAUUGCAUUGUCCCUGCAGAUCUUUGUAUUCCUACAUCUGACAAAGAUCAAGGACUUACUCAUGUUAUCGAGUUUGGAUUUCGUAAAUGAACAACUUCCGUUGAUCAAUGAUUGGUCGCGUCAUUUAGAACAAUUUACCUUGAACAAAUGUAAAAAGGUAGAUUAUUUGGAUUUAAUUAGCACAACGACUGCUAAAGAGGUUAACUACAAUCCAUAUGAUAAUAUUCAAUUCCCCGACCUGAAAGAAUAUUCAACUUUCGAGUUGGAAAGAAGGGUAUGUUGUAAAUCAACCAUACAACCAACCUUUCUCAUCAACUUUAAUGAGGUUGCAUUUUUUCAACCCCAUAAAUUUAAAAAACAAUAUUCUAAUGCACGUGCCGGGGAUAGAAAAUGCACAUACAAAUGGAAAUUGUACCCAAGAAGAGGUACAAAAGGGAAAAAUUGGCAAGAGACGAAAAAGCAUACAAAAUAUCUCAAGCAUUGGAGCAUAAGUUGUUUUAGUAAAAGACCACAACCUGAGGAACAACAACCCGAAAGAGUACAAGAUGUUCGAACAGAAGAGCCAAUUGAGGUGGAACACCAUAAUUUGGAUGAUGUCGUGGACAAUCAAGAAAAGCAUUGUGGAAGGAAAAGAAAAAGCAUAUGGAGUUCAAAAGAAAAUGAAGUUGCUCAUGAGGAGGAUGCAGGAGAUAACAAUGAAGAUGGGGGAAGAAACAAAGACCAAGGAGACACUAGGCAAGUGGAAGCAACAUGUACCCGUUUGUCUGUUUCUAGAGUGUAUAUACGCCGCCGCAAAGGGAGUAACACGGGAAAAAUGAAAACCAGUGAAGAUGUGACGGUUGGCAUUAAGCACUCCCUAUAUCUGCUGAAAGAACUACUUCCAUGUUUAAAACAGUUGAGUCACGAAGAAAUGAUUGAGAAAGAGAUAGAGGCUAGCAGACAAAGGCUCUUAGUCUCACAGCUAUGUAUAGCAGAGCUAGAUGACUCGGGCGGAGACCGGGUGUUCUGUGACAAAUGCAAGACGUCAAUAUUUGCCCUCCACAAACAUUGUCAGACAUGCAAUAGUGACUUUUGUCUCGCCUGUUGUCGUGACUUUUGUGAUGCGCAGCUUCGAGGUGGUGCUGAUCCAAUUGAGUCACGUGUUACUGCCAAACAUGGGGUUCACAAACGGCCAAGAUCUGAUAAGCAUGAGGAUAGUGAUGACAGAGUUUGCUGUGAUGGGUUUCUUGAACUGAGAAGCUUCUAUCCUCCAAGUCACAUUGCUGAUUUGGUAGAUGAAGCAAAAAAAUUUGUAGACAAAUACAUGCAUCGCAUGCCUGUGAUUUCAGACAAAACUCAUAAGAACUUGCAUUCAAGUUUGAAUCGUAAGGCAGCAUCUCGUAAAGAGUCAAGCGAUAACGAUAUAUAUUGUCCGGAGGCUAAAAAUACAUGUCCUGAGGAUUUACUACAUUUUCAAUGGCACUGGAGAAAAGGGGAGCCAGUAAUUGUCAGGGAACUGCUUGGAGGUACUUAUAAUUCAUUAUGGAAUCCAUCAAGCAUGAGCCGUGCAAUCUGUCAGAAGCACAAGACUGUGAAGGCCAUUGAUUGCUCAAGUUUGCAGCAGAAAGUUGUUAACACCAAGAGGUUCUUUACUAGUUACACUAAAGGUUGGAAGUGUUCAGAGAAGCGGCCUUGUUGUAUGUUGAAGUUGAAAGAUUGGCCUCCUUCUGAAUCAUUUAAGGAAUGUUUACCUGAUCAUUUUGAGGAGUUCGUAUCUUUCUUGCCGUAUAAAGAAUACACUCAUCCUAUAAGUGGUUCUCUUAACCUUGCCGUGAAGUUGCCUGAUGGUUGUCUGAAGCCAGACAUGGGGCCAAAAGCAUACAUUGCAUUUGGAUUUGCUAAGGAGCUUGGGUGUGGUGAUUCUGUGACAAAGCUCCAUUGUGACAUGUCUGAUGCAGUAAACGUGUUGACUCAUGUUGCUGAAGGGAAAUUGGGUUCUGAGGAUGUUACUGCCAUUGAGAAAUUGAUGCCAAAGAACCUUGAGCAAGACAAGAGGGAACUACAUGAUAUUCAUCAGGAUGGGGAGGCUAAUGACAUUAUUUCUUCAGACACCGGCGCUAAUGAUGAUGGCGCGUCUUCUGGGUCAAAGCUCAAAGAAGUUGAAAAAGGUACAGUGGAGCAAGGAGAUAGUUUGUUGGAUGCAGUGGAUUCUUUGGAUGGGGCUCUCUGGGAUAUUUUUCGAAGAAAGGAUAUACCUAAAUUGGAGAGAUAUUUAAAUAAGCAUUUCGGAGAGUUCAGUCAUUUUGGCGGUCUUCCUUUAAAGGAGGUUACUCACCCCAUCCAUGAUCAGACCUUUUAUCUGACUGUGGAGCAUAAGAAGAAGCUUAAGGAGGAGUGUGGAAUUGAGCCCUGGACCUUCACACAGAAGCUAGGAGAUGCUGUUUUCAUUCCAGCUGGAUGUCCUCAUCAAGUCAGAAAUCUGAAAUCAUGCACCAAGGUUGCACUUGAUUUUGUCUCACCUGAAAAUGUUGGUGAGUGCUUCCGUUUGACAGAAGAAUUCCGCGAACUUCCGGAAAAUCAUGGGUCCAAAGAGGACAAAUUGCAGGUGAAGAAAAUGGUUAUACAUGCUGUGGAUGAUGCGGUCAAAAGGUUGAAAAACUCUAUCUUCGGUUAA